This is a messenger RNA of Chaetomium globosum CBS 148.51, 3216 nucleotides long. RefSeq lists its product as uncharacterized. Bases 1 to 3216 code for a protein of 1071 amino acids. The transcript has 2 exons. The record is from RefSeq and is a predicted model, not a curated record. Gene Ontology annotation, biological process: nuclear-transcribed mRNA catabolic process, nonsense-mediated decay. Gene Ontology annotation, molecular function: RNA helicase activity; hydrolase activity; zinc ion binding. Lineage: Eukaryota; Fungi; Ascomycota; Sordariomycetes; Sordariales; Chaetomiaceae. Gene Ontology annotation, cellular component: cytoplasm.
AUGGAGGGCGCUUUUACCCACCUCGGGAACCACCUCGUUUCCGAUUCCGCGGCCGCCAUUAAAGCUGGCGGCUCCGACGAGCUUUCGAACAUCGACCCAGACGAGGGCCUGCUCUACGGCGUCUAUGGAGGACGUGGUGCUCGCACCGGCCUAGGAAACGCUAGACGCCGCCAAGAUGACGACGACAACGAGACCGAGGUUUUCGACGACGAUGAUGAGAGCUUAGCGAGUGUCCCUGUCGAUGGCAUGAAGGGCCUCAAAUUGAACGCACCAGAGGAAGAGAAGGAGCUCCCCGCCCACGCUUGCGCUGCCCGCGGCAACUCCAGCUCUUCCCACAUCGUCAACCACCUCGUUCGAGCCCGUCAUAAGGAAGUUCAGCUUCACCCACAGUCCUCGCUGGGUGAUACGAUUCUCGAGUGCUACAACUGCGGAACCAAAAAUGUUUUCAUGCUUGGCUUCAUUCCGGCGAAAUCCGAUACUGUCGUGGUUCUCCUUUGCCGCCAGCCCUGUGCCGCAAGCACUUCGACCAAAGACAUGAGCUGGGAUAUCUCGAGAUGGCAGCCGCUCAUCGAAGACCGGUCCUUCUUGAACUGGCUCGUCCAGCCGCCUACCGAUACUGAGCAGCUUCGAGCGAGGCAUCUUACCCCGCCGAUGAUCGCGAAACUGGAGGAGAUGUGGAAGGAAACCCCGGGCGCCACCGUGGCUGACUUGGAAAAGAGCGCCGGAGUCGACGACGACCCGCACCCCGUGCUGCUGAAAUACGAUGACCCCUACCAUUACCAGAACAUCUUCGGCCCACUCGUCAAGAUGGAGUCGGACUAUGACAAGAAGCUCAAAGAAGCGCAGUCCGAGGACAAUCUGCAGGUUCGCUGGGACGUCGGGCUCAACAACAAGAACGUGGCUAGCUUUAUCUUACCCAAGAUCGAAUCGGGUGACGUCAAGCUGGCCGUGGGCGACGAGAUGAGGCUCAAGUACAAGGGCGAUCUCCGUACCCCGUGGGAAGGUGUGGGCUAUGUGAUCAAGAUUCCCAACAACCAGUCGGACGAGGUCACACUCGAGUUGCGGAAAUCGGGCAACGACAAGUCAGUUCCCACCGACGUCGCCACGAACUUUUCGGCCGAUUAUGUCUGGAAGGCCACGUCGUACGACCGGAUGCAGUUCGCUAUGAAGACGUUUGCCGUGGAUGAGAUGAGUCUCUCUGGCUACAUCUUCCACAAGUUGCUCGGGCACGAGGUCGCAGUGGCUCCGAUGAAGACGCAGAUGCCUAAGAAGUUCCACGUCGCGGGCCUACCGGAACUGAACCAUAGCCAGAUCACGGCCAUCAAGACGGUGCUUUCGAACCCGCUCAGCCUAAUCCAGGGCCCUCCGGGCACUGGCAAGACUGUCACGUCGGCGACCAUUAUCUACCAUCUGGCCAAGAUCAAUAAUAGCCAGGUCUUGGUAUGUGCACCAUCUAACGUCGCCGUUGACCAGUUGUGCGAGCGCAUCCACCGCACCGGCUUGAAGGUGGUCCGGUUGACGGCCAAGUCGCGCGAAGAUGUCGAGUCGUCCGUCAGUUUUUUGGCCCUUCAUGAACAGGUCCGCAUGAACGAUUCCAACACGGAGCUCACCAAGCUUGCUCGCCUAAAGGCCGACCAAGGCGAACUGUCGUCUCAGGACGAAAAGAAGUUCAAGCAGCUGACUCGUGCUGCCGAGCGCGAGAUCCUUAACAACGCAGAUGUCGUAUGCUGCACCUGUGUGGGCGCCGGCGACCCGAGGCUUUCCAAGAUGAAGUUCCGGAACGUCCUCAUUGACGAGUCAACACAGUCUGCCGAGCCAGAAUGCAUGAUUCCGCUCGUCCUGGGCUGCAAGCAGGUGGUCCUAGUAGGUGAUCACAAGCAGCUUGGGCCAGUCAUCAUGAACAAAAAGGCGGCCAAAGCCGGUCUGAACCAGUCUCUGUUCGAGAGGUUGGUAAAGCUGAACUUUACACCCAUCCGGCUGAACGUGCAAUACCGAAUGCACCCCUGCCUCUCGAAGUUCCCAUCCAACAUGUUUUACGAUGGCUCACUUCAGAACGGUGUCACGGUCAGCGAGCGGCUCAGGACGGAUGUAGACUUCCCCUGGCCGGUUGCCGACACGCCCAUGAUGUUCUGGUCAAACCUCGGCAACGAAGAAAUUUCGGCAUCUGGUACGUCUUACCUCAACCGUACCGAGGCUGCCAACGUCGAGAAGAUCGUCACACGUUUCUUGAAGGCCGGUGUGAAGGCCCUCGACAUCGGUGUCAUCACUCCAUACGAAGGCCAGCGGAGCUACAUCGUCAGCACCAUGCAAAAUACCGGCACUUUCAAGAAGGAAACAUACAAGGAGGUCGAGGUUGCCUCUGUGGACGCGUUCCAGGGCCGUGAGAAGGAUUUCAUCGUGCUGUCCUGUGUCCGUUCCAACGACAACCAGGGCAUCGGUUUCUUGUCGGAUCCCCGCCGUCUCAACGUCGCGCUCACUCGUGCUAAGUACGGUCUGGUCAUCAUCGGAAACCCCAAAGUUCUCUCCAAACACGAGCUGUGGCACCAUCUCCUUGUCCAUUUCAAGGACUGCAAGUGCCUAGUCGAGGGUCCUCUUACCAAUCUGCAGACGUCACUGCUGCAGUUCAGCCGACCCAAAACUGCCUUCCGCCCUCCCCGGUACCCCCAACAAGCUCAGCAUGUUGCGAGCGGCUAUCCCAACGGCCGGCACAGUGGCGCGAACGGCUCGACCAGGGAUUAUGAGACGGGGUCGAUGCUCUCGUUCAUUCCAGACGACGUGUCGUCCAUCCACAGCUCUGCCCUCGGCGGCGCCGGGCUAAGCUCCGCCUAUCCGCACAUGUUCUCGAACUUCCACCCCGAGCAGUGGCCUGGUUUGCCGGGUGUGAGCGCAGGUGGCCGCCCCGGCGCGAAGAGUCGCGGUCGCGGUGCCGAGAGCGUCGCUGGCGAGAGCGUUGCCAACAGCGAGUUCACCGAUGCCAGCGCCAGCGUCAUUGGUGCCAAGGGCGUCGGUCAAGGGGGGGCCAGUCUCGGUGCCGGCCUUAGCGAAGCGAUUGGCGCGGCGAGGCCUACCUCUUACAGCCAGAGCGAUCGUCUUAAGCAGUACGUCGAGAGCGGUGGCCGCAUGGGGGCCGGCAACGGAUAUGGACGGCGCUUUGACGACGACGAGAAGAGCGUCAGCACCGCUUUUGCCAGUCAAAUUGGAUCUGGGUUCGACUGA